AUGCCAACAGAAACGCAACCCGACCCCUGGAAGCAGGACUCUAACUGGUUACUCUGUUAUGUAGUCAUCAUUCUGAUCCCAAUUAUAUUCGUUUGCAUUGCGGCAUUCUCUGUCUGGCGGGACCGACGGACAAGCCGCAAGUACGACAUUGAAGCCGUAAAAUCUACAUACGCAAAAUACUGGUCGGGAUACAAGGACGACGCACCACCGCCAUCAACUCGUCCCACACAGUAUUCCCAAGCCAUACACGUCCCCAUGCAACACGUCAACAGGGUCGGACCUCGUAUGGCCGGCGGUUUCCCUGCCGCCGCACCACCGCCGCCACAAUAUCCGCAACGGCCAAUGGUGGAGGAGGUAUCACCAAGGACCGUGCCAAUGGCGCCGGCGUGGACCGGGCGAGAUUCGGCGGCCUCAUACUACUCCUCAGACAUGAGCGGCCUGAACUCACCUAAAGGGGAAGGACAUGGACCAUGGGUAAGAACAGCCCGUGCCGAUCUCAAGGAUAUGCCGAUCUAA
This is a messenger RNA of Truncatella angustata, 516 nucleotides long. RefSeq lists its product as uncharacterized. The record is from RefSeq and is a predicted model, not a curated record. Bases 1 to 516 code for a protein of 171 amino acids. The transcript has a single exon. NCBI's taxonomy places the organism in Eukaryota, Fungi, Ascomycota, Sordariomycetes, Amphisphaeriales, Sporocadaceae.